UCAAUAGCUCAUUGUGGCUUCUUUCCAGGUGAGGGAUGCCGUGGCUGUCAUGCAGCUUCUCAUGUGGUUGGAGAAGGUGGUGCCAGCGGGAAAACAGACGGAGCUGAGUGCCUCUGUGUAUGUCAAUGACUGUCGAAGCAAACAGAAGGACAACAAGGGCCCGAGUUUUGAGACUAUAUCAGCAAGUGGACCUAAUGCUGCACUGGCACAUUACAGCCCAACAGGAGAAAGCAACAGGAAGCUGAAAGUGGAUGAGAUGUACCUGGUUGACUCAGGUGGCCAGUACCUAGAUGGGACCACUGACAUCACUCGGACAGUCCAUUGGGGGACACCCACUGCUAUGCAAAAGGUAACACUUUGAAUCUGAUACAUAGUCAUAGUAAUACAGUGUUGGCUUGAGA
Molecule: messenger RNA, 401 nt
Organism: Hippocampus comes (tiger tail seahorse)
Lineage: Eukaryota; Metazoa; Chordata; Actinopteri; Syngnathiformes; Syngnathidae
Product: xaa-Pro aminopeptidase 2-like
Exons: 4
Coding region: 50-361 (103 amino acids)
Source: RefSeq, a predicted model, not a curated record